Doryrhamphus excisus (bluestripe pipefish) is the source of this 5597-nucleotide messenger RNA. It is a transcript of the gene micu1, whose product is annotated as mitochondrial calcium uptake 1. Gene Ontology annotation, cellular component: uniplex complex. Gene Ontology annotation, biological process: calcium import into the mitochondrion; mitochondrial calcium ion homeostasis. The record is from RefSeq and is a predicted model, not a curated record. Gene Ontology annotation, molecular function: calcium ion binding. Lineage: Eukaryota; Metazoa; Chordata; Actinopteri; Syngnathiformes; Syngnathidae.
GAGCGGCAUGUGUGCACCUGAAUGAAAUGCUGCACUUUGUAGUCAGUACUUACUCCUCUUAGUUCCUUUAGUCAACUUGUGCCUCUCCUUUUAUGACUCACUUUUUCCUCGUAAUGUGGACGGCGUAUAUACUCACUAUUGUAAGUGCAGGGGAACAGCUAAGUCGUCGUUUUUUUCACUGUUUUCCAUAUCUCAGCUCUUAUGAAUGCCCAUUGAUGACUCUAAAUGAUCCUGAUAUGGAAAAUAUAUAAAUGGAUCCAUGAAGUAUUACUGCAUCAUCAGUUAAUCAUCGUUUAUUGGGACACUAUAUACCCACUAUGGGAAUCUACAUCUUCUUCAUUUAAGCAGCAUUAUUGUUCAAAACAGAAUGUGAAGUUCAUCCAAGGGUAUGUCAGAAACCCAAGACCAUGUACUUUAUUAUUUAUUGUCAUAUGAGCUGUAUUAAGGUGAUAUACAUAAAGGUUUGGCUCGGAGCAGGUCAGUCGGGUGAUGUCUUCAUCUCUUUAUAGUGAAGAGGAUGCUCAUCAUGGCCGGCUUAUUACUGCUACAGUUAUUUUCCAGUGAUUCUCCAUUGUAUCACUGAUACUCUCAGUGUUGGUCACUGUGUUAAAGACCUCCCCAGUGCUCUCGGUGUAAAUUUGGUGUCCACAGAUGUGUGCCGUGCACUCUCUUCUGAAUCAUUAAAACUUCAUUUUUCUCCUCUAAGACUUGCAGCUCCUAAUGUAUCUUGCAAAGCUGAGAUGGGAAGAGCAACUAAAAAGUGUCCGGUACAAGGCACCUUCUUUGGAGCUUUUAAAAUAGAUUUGGCACAUUAUUUUUUCUUCUGUGAGAAGAUUGCUGUUCCCCUGCACUCAUCCUCCUUCUCUCUCUCUCUCUCUCUCUCUCUCACUCUUUUUAAAAUUUUCUUUUAAGUGUUCUUCCUCAUCUCCUUGUAGCACUAGCUUUCCACACAUGCCUUGGCACUCAUUCCCUCAGCAUGCCUUGCUGUGUUACCAGUGUCUUCCACAGAAAGUAGCUGGUGGUGGCGCCCCCUUUCUGCGCAUGGUGGCAUCACAGGGUUUUUUUCGACCCAGGAAAUGGCUCUUUUAUCUAGCAUUGAGGCUGUUUUGAUGUGCUUGGUAGCAUUCACCAAUUCAUCUUUUAAAUUGUUCAAAUGUCAGUACUGCAUGAUGCCUGAAGAGCAUGGUUUGAAGUUACUGAAGGCAGUAUUUUGUACUUUUAAUAACUGUUUACUGGUUAAAAAGUGUUCCCUACAUGCUGUGUGGCCUUCUGUAUGAAAAGCAACAAUGUGUGCCAACUGACUAGUCAUGACUACCACUAAAAAAAAAACUGUUGCUCACAUAGUGUGUGUGUGUGUGCGUGUGUGUGUGUGUGUGUAUGGGUGUGCCUUUCUGUUGUUGCUGUUAUGUUUUGACUCUCUUAUUUUACAGGAAGUUCCAUAAGGUCACUGGUUGGACUUAAUUCAAAUGCCUCCAGUGCUCCAUGUUUCCUCUCUGUAUUAAACUUCCUUAAUACCCUUUCUGUUUCUGUAAAACUCACUUAACCCUACUCACACAUCCUCUUUUCAUUUCUAUAUGUUCUCCUCAUUUAGAAGAGGUUUUGGGUCACCAACUGGCAGUCUUCUGAUUAGGCUCCCUCAUCCUCAUAUGAGGCAGCUGCCAUUCCUCUAUAAUUUGAUGGCUGAGCAUUCUGUAUCAUGUUGAAUUGUUUAGUCAUGUUCCCAAAAUAAUCAGGAGUUAUUAACAGACACACCUGCUUUGUGGGUCCCCCAAGGACCAGACAGUUAAUAUGCGCUCUGUACCAGCGGCUUCACAUGCUGACAGUGGUAUUUUUGCUCCAAAUACAAGUGCAUACAAACUGGGAGCAUUUAUUCUGUAUAGGGCUCAAGAUCAGAGUUAGAUUCUGUGUUUUUACGGCCAAAUGUCAGGGACAUAAUGAGGUCUUGUGCAGGAUUUCUCGAGAGAUGGCAUGGAGAGUUUUCCCCUCAGAUGGAUUCCAGGCAUAUAAAGAUUCACAAAUGAAUUCAUUUAUACCAGAGACGGGCGCUGCAUUCAGUACCUGGCCCUUCAAGGGGACUUAACCAGGCCGAAUUGUUCUCGGAAGACACUGUGAGGGCCUGUAUUGUUCAAGGGGACCUAUUAUGCUCAUUUUCGGUGCUGUGUGGACUGCAGUUGUGGACUCCUAUAGAGCAGCUACACACGAUUUCCCGAGUGGUUAGCAUGUUGGCCACACAGUCAGGAGAUUGGGAAGACCUGGAUUAAAAUCUCCACUCGGACAUCUCUGUGUGGAGUUUGCAUGUUCUUCCCGUGCGUGCGUGGGUUUUCUCCGGAUACCGUGGUUUCCUCCCACAUUCCAAAAACAUGUUAGGUUAACUGGCGACUCCAAAUUGUCCAUAGGUAUGAAUGUGAGUGUGAAUGGUUGUUUCUCGAUAUGUGCCCUGUGAUUGGCUGGCGACCAGUCCAGAGUGUACCCCGCCUCUUGCCCGAAUACAGCUGGGAUAGGCUCCAGCACCCCCGCGACCCCCUUAAAGAUAAGCGGCAUAGGAAAUGGGUGGAUGGAUGUUUCCACAACACUCAUUGCAUUAGAAUUUAGUUUCUGAAUUUGUAUGCCACAAGAUGGUACUUAAGACACAAUUUCUUUAUCCACGUGUGAAAUGAGUGGAAUGGGCCACUUACCAUGCAAGCCCCUGACCGGUACAAGACCUCAAGAUAAAUCAGAUUUGUUGGAUUUGUUUAGUUAAAAUGUAUCCAGCGCAGCUCUCGGGCUUAGCAUGAAGUGAACAGAGAUUAGCCCUGACCAAACCAUUGACCUCCUCUGUGAGUUGUGUGCUUAUAUAUAUAUAUAUAUAUAUAUACGUAUAUAACAGCUGUACAUUUUGACAGCAUCACCAGCAGCUAUUUCACAAAAUGUGUUUGUGCCUCUUCUGGCAGGCGAGGCGCUUUUUCCAUCAUUUUCCUGCAGCUAUAGCUUAGCCUGACACACAGAGAAUAGUAUGAACACAUGAGCUGGCUCAGUACAGAGAUUUAAUAAGGACCUAUGCCUCGAUUCACUCUGACAGCUGCGAUGUUGACACCAAUCAGAUGACAUGCACUUUCAAAUGAGGCGCUAUCUGUUAAUUAACUUGAGGACUACAGUAAUGAGGGUUUCAGUCAUUUGCGGAUCACUAAUUUGCGAUAACGCUGCAAUUAGCACUUAAUGCUGACUCCAUUGUCAUUUUUAGUAACUUUGGAUCUGUUUCACCUAAAUUCAAUUCAGGCUCUUUUGUGGGAUUGCUUUGCUCCAUUAGUCUCCCUGCAGCAAAGAAUUCCAAAUGUUACAGCCUAAAAAAGUGUUUCUGGAGUGUCUUCCAUGAUGAUCAUACUGGCACUACAGGAAUCGAUCGCCCCUGUUGUUAACAUGCGGCCCAAAACCCAACCCCUCAUCUUUUUCUUUUAUGUUUUGACUUUCCACUUCCCACUCUCUUUUAUCUAUUUCCCUUACUUUGCCAGCUUUUGUUCCUUGACCCACACCCACACAGGGAAUCACCUCACAGCAUUUUUUCCCUCUCGUUCACCUUUCUGUCUUUUCUUGCUGACUUCCAUCUCCAUUUAUCCUGUGACAGUGAAUGGAUCAAUCACAAUACUGUUAUUGUAGACUCUUGUGUUGGAGAGAGAUACAAAAAUUGGUAGGUACACCUAGAUAAAACAAAUGCACUGCAUUAAAGCAUCCCUUUAUCCUCUGUUAAAUAUCCCUUAAAAGGGUGAUGCUGAUGAUGGACUCACCAUUUGUGGCUCUCUUGUUAAGGAGGGAGAGUGUGUGAAUAUUUAUUUAGCAAAACUGCACACCUUCUGUAUUCUAUACUGUAUUAGUUCUGACUUGUACUCAAUAAAUUGGUUACCUAAGGUUGAGGCAAUCAGUUAUGUGUGGAUGCAUCUGGCUAUGUUAUUCUACUAGAGUGGAUGCCACAGAAUAUUUAUAAUCAAAUGUCCAUCAAAUCCAUACUUAAAAAUACAUACACAGUAAUAAUGUGAUCCACUAAAAUGAAGCUUGGGGCAAUGAUGUGUGAGAGGUGGCAUCCCUGUUUAUUAUUUUGCUUUGAACCAGCUGUUUUGGUGAGCGUAUACGUGUGUGUGAGUGUAUAGGAAAGACAGUAUGAAUACAUAUGCGUGUCUUUGUCGUUCAAGGCCCUGCUAAAGACAGCAGAGGUCACAAUGUUCUCUAACAGUUGUUUCUCCUCCUCCUUCCUCCUCUGAAAUGGACCUCUUACAGACGGAGAAGAUAGCCCAGGAGAGGGAGAAGUUUGCAGAUGAAGACAGCAUUUUUUACUCUCUGGGAGAAUGUGGCCUCAUCUCUUUCUCCGACUAUAUCUUCCUCACCACUGUGCUGUCCACUCCCCAGAGGAACUUUGAGAUUGCUUUCAAGAUGUUUGAUCUCAAUGGUGAUGGAGAGGUGGACCUGGAGGAGUUUGAACAGGUCCAGAGUAUUAUCCGCUCUCAAACGAGCAUGGGCAUGAGACACCGCGACCGCUCCACCACAGGAAACACUCUGAAGACAGGAGGCUGCAGCUCAGCACUCACCACUUACUUCUUUGGUGGAGACCUGAAGGGAAAACUCACCAUUGGCAGCUUCCUAGAGUUCCAGAGGAAGCUGCAGCAUGAUGUGCUUAAACUAGAGUUUGAGAGGAAUGAUCCAAUGGAUGGACGAAUCUCCGAGAGACAGUUCGGGGGCAUGCUGCUGGCCUACAGUGGUGUUCAAUCUCGUAAACUUAAGCAGAUGCAGAAGGGAUUGAAGAAGAUGUUUAAAGAUGCACAGGGCAUUACUUUUGAGGAAGUUGAGAAUUUCUUUACGUUCUUGAAGAAUGUCAAUGAUGUGGACACAGCACUGAGCUUCUACCACAUGGCUGGAGCGUCCAUAGAUAAAGUAACCAUGAAACAGGUGGCCCGCACCGUAGCCAAGGUGGAGUUGUCGGAUCACGUGUGCGAUGUGGUGUUUGCGCUGUUUGACUGCGACGGGAACGGCGAGCUCAGUAAUAAGGAAUUCAUCGCAAUCAUGAAACAACGGCUCAUGCGUGGGCUGGAGAAACCCAAGGAUAUGGGCUUCACUCGCCUUGUGCGCGCCAUGUGGAAGUGUGCCCAGGAUACUGCCUGGGACUUUGCAAUGCCAAAGACAUAAUGGGGACCAAAGGUGACGUGCGAGUGGGAGUAACAGCACCAUUAGAGACAUUUUUCUCCAACAAAUUGAAACAAUAGAAGUGAGACUGCAGCUUUGAGCAGCACCAUUGGUCAUGUUGGUGUGACUCAGGCCAACAGUAAACCUGAACCAUGCAUGAGUUUGUCACGCAUAUUUGUAUAAGAAGCAUAUACAACCUUAUAUUUGUCGCCAUUGUUCAUUGCAUUCAACCGCAUGUGACACUUUGUUAAAUGCUAACAGCAAAUGGAAACUGUUAUGUCACCACUAAAUACUAUUUUUUUUGUGUUCAUAGCUAGCCCCAAGAUACUUCUACCACUCCAAGGAUGUCACUCUCAUAUGUUCAAAAUGUAUAUUCUCCUCAUUAUAUUGCUCACUGAAACACUUUUUAAGAUUAAUGUUAUGCAAAUUAAAGGUUUGUAUUUGAUAAA